GAAGCCAACGCCGCUGAGACUAACUAGAAAGAAGUGUGCAACAGUUCAUGAGGGACAAAAGGAAUGUGAUGCGGUUCGCUUGAAGAAGGAAUGUUUAAGCACGUCAACAAUACGCCUUGGCGAAUGUUCAUGACUGUUCAUGUGGUUCAUCGGAUACAUUUGAAAACAUCGUGAGGCUGGUACCUGGUCGCAAACGUCGUAGUGUAGUACCGACAAUAACGUCGUCGUUCAAGGGGACGCAGUUCUCGGAAGACGCGUCGCAGCAUACUGCAACUGCUUUCGUCUGUCUUCAACCAUGACGAAAAAUAAAAUUCUUCUCAGGGCGGUGCUCUGUUUCCUUAUUUUAUUUGGGUGCUCGGCUUGGCGAGUGCGGGCAAAGAGCUGGACCUACGAUUUCAAGAAGGCGCUGGACGACGAUGAAACAAAGAAGGAGAUUAUCACACCGGGCGAUAGUGUUUCGAUAGAGAAUUCAGGGAGCCGCCCUCUUGAGUACAUCCCGCCCAACCCUAGUCAAGUUCUCAAGGUUGAAAAGGGAGACCACUGCAAGGAUGAGCCCGUCGAGCUCGCAGCAUUGUUCAAGGGAAGUGCACCGACGCCUGCGUGGACUGAGGCUCAAUCCACGAGGUCUUUAACGGUUCCCGCUGGCUCAGUGCCGGAGAAGGAAACCAUACCCUUCUGUUUCAAAGUCAAGGACACGGGAAAGAACAAGACUCUUACAGCGGUAAUCAAGGUUGCUGGCGCUCAUGGUUUGUCUGCUGCUGUGGGUGUGUCUAUUGGAAUACCAGCCCUGGCCUUUGUGUUGAUAUCAAUGUAAGAGUUCAUUGCCAGUGAAGAAGGUGACUGGUAGUGUCACAUUUGGCAACUGGAAGCAACGACGACGCCGUGUGCGAGUGGUGAUGGACGGAUGUGUAUCAUGCUGCGAAGCCAUAAAGUACAGUCGAGUGAUGCGUGUUAUUCAGUAAUUUUGCAUGUGAUUGCAGAUUAUUGAAAAGAGAGCAUCCCCAUGAUUUGUGUGUAUGUGUGUCCUAAUCGUGACUGUGCUGCAGUUGUCCAUAGCUGUGCCACAUGGUUUGUAUUCUGAUGCUGCAGAUGCAGCGCAUUCCAUGUUUGCAAGAGUGGCCAAUUGCCCGUGAAUGGCAAAUUCGAUGUUGACAUGAACGGGCAGGGGUUAAGGCAUUGACCUCAUCGGUGAGCUCGUCUUGUUGCACUCCUUUUCAACAACAUCCAGGUGGCAAAGGUGGCGACGUGAAGCAUGUGUUUCAGAGAGGUGCAGAAUGAAUGGCACGUAAGACAGAAGAGGAGGACAGAGCGUGAGCAGAUGGCUGCCUGGCCGAAUGCUUCGCCACUCGCCAAGCUGAUACAGUCCGUGCACAUAUGGCAGAAUUUGUUUCGGAGGCGCCCCCACGCAAGUGUCACAUGUUUUCAACCGUCGACGAUGAUGGUGCAUCACUUGCCGAUCGCGUGUAUUCCAGCAGAAAAUUAAAGACGUUGCAAACCUGCAGAAACCCUGCAACUGUGAUGUAGUGAGAAGAA
Molecule: messenger RNA, 1533 nt
Organism: Toxoplasma gondii ME49
Lineage: Eukaryota; Apicomplexa; Conoidasida; Eucoccidiorida; Sarcocystidae
Gene: SRS35A
Product: SAG-related sequence SRS35A
Exons: 1
Coding region: 296-814 (172 amino acids)
Source: RefSeq, a predicted model, not a curated record